This is a messenger RNA of Halichondria panicea, 4431 nucleotides long. RefSeq lists its product as uncharacterized. The record is from RefSeq and is a predicted model, not a curated record. NCBI's taxonomy places the organism in Eukaryota, Metazoa, Porifera, Demospongiae, Suberitida, Halichondriidae. The coding region runs from base 218 to 4048 and encodes 1276 amino acids. Gene Ontology annotation, biological process: protein phosphorylation. The transcript has 5 exons. Gene Ontology annotation, molecular function: protein kinase activity; ATP binding.
GACGACGACGUUGAUCACUUCUAUCUGCUCGCCUCUUCAGUGUCCAUGUGGCUUGGUUUGCGCAUGCGCGAGUUUUUGCGGUCAAUUCAAACCGUAACACGCCCCAUAAUUAUUUUGUUUAGUGGAAAAGAAAUCUGCCUCGUGCUGUUGGAGGUAGCUAGUGAUUUGCAGGGAAAAAAGGCUAAUCUCUAAAAAAAAAGCUGGUGUGUGUUUUCUGAUGGAUCCUACUCGACAAAAUCCCAAAGACUCGAUAAAUACUGCAAGUGAGGGAUAUCACACAUUAACACCUAGCCAGCGCUUUUCUUCAGCUCAAACUGACAGUGCUAUAGCACCUGUUAUUCAAAUUGAUACUACAGUCGAUGUUGCAUCUAUUACGCAACGUAAUGUUGCAUUUGUUGCGCAACAUGAGAAUAUUGUCGGAGCUAGUCUUGCAAGCCAGGAGUUUAUAAUCGAUGAAAAUAACAAAACGGUGUCAAUUGGUCCGAAUGCAAGCAGUUCAAGCAGCAUGGCCUUGUUUAAUAAUAAACAUGGCUCCGCUAUUUUACUGUCAGGUACUAAAGGUACUGGUAAAUCAACAUUCAUGGAAGACGUUAUUUGUAACCGUUUUGGAACUUUUUUUUCUAUAUUGCUCUUAAAUAAACCGGACAGUGAUAAAAUUUGCACGAUUGAAAAACUUAAUGACUUGCUCAAGCUAACGAAGUGUAUAGAAGAUUACAGCCUCGAGAAUGCUAGUGGUCACAAGUGGUUGAUAGUACUAGCACUACACCGGUGUGUCUCAGACUUUCUAGAGAAACUUUCGCCCAAUUCGAUCAUUAGAGCCCUUCUAAACAAGAAAGUUCUACCAGAUGCAACCAUGUUGAUAUUAUGCAAUCCUUGCCAAGUAGAUGAACUUAUGUCUAUAGCUAAAAUUCGACACCAUUAUAACUUGCAAGGCUUCUCCGAACAAGGAAUGAUAAAGUACAUUACCACUAGACGUGCUUCAGACAAUAGGCAAAGGCCUUUAUUAGGAUCUGACCAUUCUUCUUUAUCUUAUCUGCAACAAAAUCAACUAGGGGACGUUAAAAACCCACUUGCUUGUUUAAUUCUAGUAGAAGCGAUUGGUAGUAUAACAAUCCAAACGCCAAAGACAAUGACAGAUUUAGUGUAUAAGCUAGUAUGUGGUCUGAUUGAGCAUGCGUUAGAUGCUGACGAGAGAGCUGCUUUGCAUGACGGGAAAUUACGCUUAGAAAAACUACCAGAAACUGUAGAAGCUGCUUUUGAAGCAAAUUGUUCUUUAGCUAUGGAGCAUUUACUGAUAGGCUGUAAAUGCGCUAGCUACGAAGAAUCGUCACAAUUCUUUUCCUCCUUCUGUCUCAAACUUUCGAAAUUGUCACGAAAUGAUUGCUUCAGAUUUGGGCUAGUGGACCUUGCUACUGGCAGCACAUUUCAUUGCAAUGCCUACCAAUUUAUACAUCCGCUGGUAACAGAAUUUUUAGCCGGCUUUUAUCUGCGCAAACUACCACCAGUCAAUCAGCUCACGUUUUUGUUUAAGAAUUCUUUAAAAUUGUUCGAGAACGGUUACACCCAUUGGCUAACGUUUUUCUUUGGUCUAACUAGUGAUAUUUACACUUCAUCACAAACAGCAUUUGUUAAUCCUACAAAAUUGAUGAUGAAUUCAGUUGUCGAUGUGCUAAUCGAUAGCCUUAAACUGAACACCGACUCGAAAUAUCGGUGUGCUUUAAUCAGAUCUUUAAACGAGGCUCAAGAAAAAAGUAUUUUUAGAAAACUAUCCUCUAAACACUCGCUUGUUCUAACAUUCUCGAUGUCUGUCGGAAUUUUCGAUUCUUGUGUUGAUUCUGUAGUAUCAAUUAUCAGCAACUCUGGAAUGGCAAAUUGGAUAAUCACGACCUCACCAAGAAACAAGCAAUUAGCACUUACUUUGAAAGCUAAAGUUGAAAGCGUAUCAAUUGUGGUGAUCUACGACGACUCCGUUAUUGAUCGACUUGAUAUUACUCCGAAAAGAAACUCAGCUGAACUCGAUAGGUUAUACAGAGAAAGUGAUCAAACGUCCGAGCGAACUCCCCAAGAAUCAAUGGAGAAAUUAAAUCAGUUGGUAUGUCGUGCUGUCCGUGAAAUUUUGCAACGAGUGUUCCCUCUGUACUCAGCUGUUAAAUUGAAAGGUGAUUCUAGCAAUGUGUCGUAUGUUAGUUUCUUAACGUGCAAAUGCUUCGAAGAAUCGUUUUCGAAGUGUGUGCAAUUAUAUCCACUAAUACCUAUUCACUAUCUGGAUGGACCGAAAAAAAAUACAUCAAAUAUACCACUCGAAUCAAUGUCUAUGUCAGAUCGUCACAAUGCCGAGAAACACAAUGGUGGAACCGUGGAGGUUGUCUUAAUGCUUCGUCCUUUACCUGAAAGAAUAAAGGGUGUGGUUCCGUUGACGAAUGAAAAAUUUAAUCUAAUUUUAUCCAACGAUUUGUCCGUGGAAUUUUAUCAAGAGAAUAGCAGCGCAAACAGUAAUUUUAAUAAAAUUGAAGAAUGUGUAGCAACGGUACGUUGCGUGGAUGACUUUGAUGCCACUCGAGAUAACACACAAAUGAUCCUCCCGUCAUUACAAGUCGUUCCGAAGAUGCUAACUGGCCGAGCCCAGCACGCCCUCCCUAAGCCUUUUGUCCACCCAGCUGAAGUUCCUAGAGUUGACUCAAUACUACCCGAGGGUUUAUCUAAUACAUUGCAAGAAGGGUCUCAAAGAAAAUCGGAUAGUAUUCAAACUCCCGGUGUUGCUAAUCUUAAUAUGGGUGGCGCAGAUUUCCAAUUGCUUCCCCAAUUGGACUCAUUUCAACCGUAUGGACAUGUACCCAUGAAUCCUUACCACUCUCUUGCGCAAACUGGAGGGGCUACCUCCAUACAGCCAUCGCAUGGAGCAUUUGUACACACCUUUACUGCUGAACAAGCUGUUGGUGAGGCUCAACAAUCAUCAAGACGACAGGCCAAUCUCAGACAAGGCAUUGUACUGUAUACUUCCGUUCCUGACAAGAUACCAUCUGAUCGAAUACAGCCCCUACCAACCCAACACACCCUUAUUCGCAAGGGUGGCAAUGGAUCAAUAUUUAGUGAAAAUGUGAAUGGAUUGGCUUUGGCAGUAAAGAAGACCAGUUAUCGCAGCAAAGAGCACGCAAUCAUUACGAAAAUUCGCCACAAAAAUAUAGUCCCCCUGUUAGCGUAUGUGUGGGGUGAAGAACACAAAGAAAGCAAAAGGAGAUUUUUUGUUUAUCACUACCUGCCCAAACUUAGUGGCGAUAUGGCUAGAUUGGUGACCGAUAAAGAAGAACUUAGUCUGCACGAUUUCCAUAAACGUCAUCAUAACAACCCUCGAGCAAUGGGUGUUGCUGUCGGAAACGUCAAAUACAUUCUCUCACAAGUGCUUCAAGGAUUACAUUAUUUGCACGACAAUCAUCAAUGCAUCCAUAGGGAUGUGAAGGCCAGCAACGUGCUCAUAAAGUUCUUCUGUAAUUGUGAUAACCCUGUUCAAUGCUCGUGUGAUGUCAAGUAUCAAGUGGUCAUCUGUGACUUCGAUGCUGCACUAGAAUUGGACUCAUCUUCUCGAAUACCUCCCACUACCACUCACUCAUCACGCUCACAAGCUAAACAGUACGAGAUUGUUCCGGUGGGUACAAAUGGGUUCCGAUCGCCUGAAUCCAGUAUGCUCAUGAUUGCUAAUUCCCCUGAUGCGUUCUCUCCACCCCUCUCCACGAAGGCGGACAUCUACAGCUUCGGUAUUCUCUCAAUGCGACUCAUGAUGAGCACGGACACUCCGUACAGUCAGCGGGCUAUGUCCACACUGUUACUAUAUUACCAUCAGAGCCUGGGGGUCAGUGAGGGGAGACUCAAAAGCCCCAGUGUGUGGAGGGUGGAAGAAAGUACAGUACUGAAGUUGCUCAAGCUCCACAAGCUCAAUGCAAGAAUGAGAUGGUUAAGAGGAGCCUAUGAAUUUGCCAGCAAGUGUCUAUUAGUGGAUCCAGAGGAACGGCCAUCAGCAAGCUCUCUUCUCAAGGAUCCAUUCCUUAAUUGAUCACAUGUGCAGAAUAAAGAGAUACAAAUGAUUCGAAUGUGCUUGUUUCUGAGGACAUGGCAAAGCAUCUAACAUCGAUCUUGAUUGCAAUUAAGAAUAAAAUCACCCCCUACCAAGCUAAGCCAAGUAUACGAUUCGAGAUACCCUCUCCCAAAUUCGGUCAACCAUCGUGUCACAGUCAAUUCAGAUCUUGAUUCCGAAUAAAAAUGAUGCCAUUAACUGAAGAGCAUAAAAUAAGAAAACAUAAUAGAUUUGUACUUGACUGAAGAGCGUAAAAUAAGAAAACAUAAUAGAUUAAUUGAUUUGUACUUGGCAAUUGAUUGUACUUAGCAGUAUAAUUAUAACAUAAUUAUUGUACUUGAAUAAAAAGAGUUCACAUUGGA